AUGGAUCCCUAUAGCAAUACUCUUUAUAUGUUAGAUGAAGAUUAUUUCAAUCAUGAGGAUCUUAUGAUAGAAGCAAUGGCCGUACAUAGACAACGACAUGCAACUCUUGGAGCAUCUUCUUCACGUCGUCCUAAUUCUCAACCUCGGAUGUUCAUCCGACGCAAUCCAUUGGAAGGUCAUGAACGCCUUUGGAAGGAUUACUUUGCUCAACUGCCAAUAUAUCCGCCAAACGUUUUUAGGAGGCGAUUUCGAAUUAAUCGUGAUCUGUUUUUACGUAUACAUUCUGCAGUUGAGACUCAUGAUGAUUAUUUUGUCCAAAAGAGAGACGCCAGUGGUAGGCUUGGAUUGUCUUCCCUUCAAAAGAUGACCGCCGCAAUUAGGAUGCUCGCAUAUGGGGUAACAACAAAUCUUAUGGAUGAGUAUGUAAGAAUUGGAGAAAGUACUGCACGGUUGAGUAUGAAAAAAUUUGUAAAGGCGAUCGUGUCAAUCUUUGGGGGUGAGUGCUUGAGGUUUCCAACCAGCAAUGAUAUAGCAAGGUUACUAAAAGUUGGACAAAGGCGUGGAUUUCCAGGAAUGUUGGGUAGCAUUGAUUGCAUGCACUGGAAAUGGAAGAAUUGUCCUAGUGCUUGGAAAGUUGAGGAAGCACAACUUCUAAAAAAGGACAUUGAUGGCAUACUUGAGAGAGCACAAUUGAAAUGGAACCACUUUGCAGAGAUGACUUUGCUUCAGAAAGGGGAUUGGAAUACAAAGUACUACCAUCUUUGUGUAAGUCAGUGA
Carya illinoinensis is the source of this 777-nucleotide messenger RNA. RefSeq lists its product as uncharacterized. The transcript has 2 exons. The record is from RefSeq and is a predicted model, not a curated record. Lineage: Eukaryota; Viridiplantae; Streptophyta; Magnoliopsida; Fagales; Juglandaceae. The coding region runs from base 1 to 777 and encodes 258 amino acids.